AUGACAGAUAAUAAUAUAUUUGGUAACACAAAAAAGUUCAAUGAUUCAAUCGAUAUUAUAAAUAAAUUAGAAACUCCAAGAUUUCAAAAGAUUUUAAUUAGAGUUUUAAAUAAAAAUGAAAGAAUUUUUACAGAACAAGAAGAAGGUAUAUUACAAAAUAUUUUUAAAUUAACAUCAUCAGAAUUCAAAGGAGUACUUGAAUGUUGCUCAUUUAUUUUCGAACAAACAGCAUAUUAUUCACUUUCACCAAAUAAUUUAUUAAACCAAUUAAAGAAAACCAAUUUAGAUGACGAUAAAGCCUCCUCAUUUCAAUCAACAUGGGAAGACAACUCUGAUGAGGUAUUAGGCUAUCUUAGAACCCAAUCUAUCUCACCAUUACAAUUAGAUGAAAUCGGUUGGAGACUUCACUAUCAAAUGUCAUCUUCAACAGCAAUUAAAAGACAAGCAAGCGCCAUUUUAUCUUUAGAUUUUAAAUCUGACACAAGUAAUAAUAAUAAUAACAGUAAUAAAAAGAAUAAUAUGAUUUUAGAAUUCAAUAAAGAACAAUUAUUAGAUUUUUAUAACAAAUUAGAAACAAUUCAAGAAAAAUUAGAUUCGUUAGCUUAG
Dictyostelium purpureum is the source of this 606-nucleotide messenger RNA. RefSeq lists its product as uncharacterized. The transcript has 3 exons. The record is from RefSeq and is a predicted model, not a curated record. Bases 1 to 606 code for a protein of 201 amino acids. Lineage: Eukaryota; Evosea; Eumycetozoa; Dictyosteliales; Dictyosteliaceae.